GGAAAACAGCAAGUCAUUCUGUCUCUCUGUUUUUAUCUCUCUUUGAUGAGGGCAUCUGUUUGAAAACCUGAACUUUAGACACAUGUGAGCGUUGGGGAAUGUCUGUGGGCUGGUGGGAGGCUGGCUUUCUGAAUGACUUUGACUGCAGUUGUUGGGUUUUCUCAGUUGCACAUCAGGAGGACAGCAGGCGUGUUUUUUUUUUGGAGAGAGCAACGGAGACUACGAGGAAAGCAUUGAAGAUCUUCUUAAACAAACCAGAUCAGGACUCAAGUAAAACAUUAAACCAUUCACCCUUUGGCACUGAUUACGCGCAUCUUUGACAGAUUAACGCCUUGUCUUUGCACAAGGAGGUCGUAAGAUUUCUCUGCUUAAAAGCCUCAUGGCUCAAAGUCCCUGAGAGUCACAUCCUGCAAUUGUCUCUGGAGCGUGAGUGGACGGGGGAGAGAGUGGGAGCAUUUGAGUCAACUUUAGCAGCGGAGCAGAAGAGACAGGCAAGAGGCGUCUUGUUUUCUACUCAUCAGAAAGGCGACUGAAGCCUCCAGAGUGGACCAUGUGUGCUGCAGCUCUGGAGGAGUACUGCGGGUCCACCUUCUGGAAUACUUCCUAUGUGGAUAGAGAGGACCCAGACCUGCCAGCAUGUGUAGAGCAGACAGUGCUGGUCUGGAUCCCCCUGGGCUUCCUUUGGCUCUGUGCCCCGCGGCACCUGGUGGUUCUCUGCAGGAGGACCAAAGGGGGCACAAAGCAUCUGUCCAAGCUCUACCUCUUCAAACAGCUUGUGGCCUCUCUGCUGUUCCUGACGGCCAUAGCAGGCUUCGGAAUCACUAUAGGAGAGGACUUUGGUCCAAGCAGGGACACAACUUCAACACAGAAAAAUGCAGGUGUUUACUACGCUAACCCCGUGCUGUACGCGGUCACAUGGAUCCUUGUGCUGUUGUGCCAGGAAGCAGUACGGCGACGAGAAGGAGCUGUAGAUUCCGCCACUCUCUGCUUCUUUUGGUUUCUUCUUGUUAUCUGCGACAUCUUCCCUUUUCAGACCCUCUUACGAAGGGCACUUAAGCCGGAAGCAAUCAACGACCUCCCCCGCUUCUGCCUUUUCUACAUUUCCUUUGGGCUGGAAUUGAUUGCAUUUCUUGUCUCCAUUGUGGCCGAUAUCCCACCUGAAGCUGAAGAGAUUGUCAAAAAGAAUCCAGAGAAAGGAGCUGCAUUUGUGAGCCGAAUCACUUUCAACUGGUUCAACAGCAUGGUUGUGAAGGGGUACAAGCGGCCCUUGGUUCAGGAGGACAUGUGGGCGCUCGAUGUGAAAGACAGCACCGCUUAUCUCAACGAGCGCUUCCAGAAUAACAUGCAGGUGGAGUUGGGUGAAGCUCGGGUCCGAUACGAACACAAGUUAAAGAAGAAACGGGAAAAGAGCAAAGCCAAAGCCACAGAAGAGACCUUUCAAAACGGUCUGGGGAAAGGCGUGAGUCAGGAUGUGCUGAUGAUGGAGGAAAAGGGAAAGAGCAAAGAUGAACAAAAGAAGAAAAAGGACAAAAAGAAGGAGGAAACGGACUAUCCCAGUGCAUGGCUGAUCAGCACCAUAUACAAGUCCUUCAAAUGGCUUCUGAUUGAAUCUGCCUUCUUCAAAUUACUACAGGACUUGUUGGCUUUUGCCAGUCCACAACUUCUCAAGUUGAUGGUCUCCUUCACUCAGGAUCAGUCCAGGUAUACCUGGGAGGGGUAUGUGUAUGCAGUGCUGCUGCUCGUUGUGGCUAUUCUACAGUCUCUGUUCCUGCAGCAGUACUUCCAGCGCUGCUUUGUUCUCGGGAUGAAGGUCCGCACUGCCAUCAUGGCUGCUGUGUACAAAAAGGCCUUGGUGGUGUCAAAUGACGCUCGUAAGGAGUCAACAGUGGGUGAAACGGUGAACCUGAUGUCAGCGGACGCCCAGCGCUUUAACGAUGUGACCAACUUCAUCCACCUGCUGUGGUCCUGCCCUCUGCAGAUCAUCCUGUCCAUAGUUUUCCUGUGGCUGGAGUUAGGACCCUCUGUGCUGGCAGGACUGGUUGUCAUGGUGCUGAUGGUGCCCAUCAAUGGACUGCUGGCCACUAAGGCCAGAAAACUUCAGAUAGAAAACAUGAAGUUCAAAGACAAGAGGCUGAAAAUCAUGAAUGAGAUACUGAAUGGGAUUAAGAUCCUGAAGCUGUAUGCAUGGGAGCCAUCUUUUCAGACACAGGUAGAAGACAUCAGAGGGGAAGAACUAAAGGUCAUGAGGAAGUUUGCCUACCUCACGUCAGUCUCCACAUUUGUCUUCAGCUGUGCUCCAGCUCUGGUUUCUCUCGCCACUUUUGCCGUGUUUGUAGGUGUGAGUUCAGAAAACGUGUUGACAGCUGAGAAAGCUUUCACUUCCAUCUCUCUUUUCAACAUUCUCCGAUUCCCCCUGGCCAUGCUGCCCAUGCUUAUUGCUGCUAUUGUGCAGACAUCUGUGUCCAGGAAGCGCCUGGAGAAGUUUCUGGGAGGGGAUGAUCUUGAAAGUGACAUUGUUCGCCAUGACCCCAGUUUCAGCUCUGCCAUCAGCAUCUCUGAUGGUUCCUUUGCUUGGGAAAGAGAAGCUGAGCCCCUGCUGAAAAAUGUGUCCUUGGAUAUCAAGCCCGGCCGGCUGGUAGCAGUAGUGGGAGCUGUGGGCUCAGGAAAGUCGUCUCUCAUAUCAGCCCUCUUGGGAGAGAUGCACAGCACAAAAGGCUUCAUCAACAUUCAGGGUUCCCUUGCUUUUGUACCACAGCAAGCCUGGAUCCAAAACGCCACUCUGAAGAAUAAUAUUCUGUUUGGCUCUCCUGACGAGGAGAAGAGGUUCCAGGAUGUGAUAGAGGCCUGCGCUCUGGCCCCAGACCUGGAGCUGCUGCCUGGGGGUAUCCUCACCGAGAUUGGAGAGAAAGGCAUCAACCUAUCAGGAGGUCAGAAGCAGCGUGUGAGCUUGGCUCGGGCAGCUUACAGUAAGGCUGAUAUUUACCUGUUGGACGAUCCAUUGUCUGCUGUGGACUCUCAUGUGGGAAAACAUCUUUUUGAUAAACUGAUUGGGAACACCGGGAUACUCAAGGACAAGACUCGUAUCCUGGUGACUCAUGGAGUGAGCUUCCUGCCUUAUGUGGAUGAAAUAGUGGUUCUGGUGGAUGGAAAGGUUUCUGAGAUUGGGUCUUACAACAGCCUUCGUGCCAGCAAAGGAGCGUUCUCUGAAUUUCUAGACACAUAUGCCAAAGAGCAAAACAAUCAGAACCAUUCAGAGUCAGAUGGUUCCAUGGACACUGCAGAUAUAGAUAUCAUCCCUGAAAGAGAUGACACUCAACCUGAUUCUCCUCUGGAGGACACAGUUUCUGCGACACUGAAGAGAGAGAACAGUAUUCGCCGCAGUCAGCGAGGUGGCAGUGUCAGACUGAGAAAAAAUAGUUCUUUCAAGAAAACUGAAGGUGUUGUUGACUCAAAGAAAGGCCAGAAUCUUAUUGAGAAGGAAACUAUGGAAACAGGACAGGUGAAGUUCUCCGUCUACCUCCAGUACAUUCGAGCCAUGGGCUGGGGAUACACCAUCAUGGUCUUUAUAGUUUACUUGAUCCAGAACAUCGCGUUCAUCGGUCAGAACCUGUGGCUGAGUGACUGGACCAAUGAUGCAGUGGAUUACUACAACAAGACAUACCCUAACUGGAAGAGAGACACCAGGGUGGGAGUGUUUGGAGUGCUGGGAGUGGCUCAGGGGCUUUUUGUGUUCCUUGGGACUCUGCUUCUGGCCAACGCUUCUGUCGCUGCGUCUCGUAUCCUGCAUUCACAGCUGCUCAACAAUAUGCUGCGAGUUCCCAUGCUGUUCUUUGACACAACACCUAUUGGAAGAGUGGUCAACCGCUUUGCAAAGGACAUUUUCACAGUGGAUGAAGCUAUUCCACAGUCGUUCCGCUCGUGGCUGAUGUGUCUGCUGGGCGUACUGGGGACACUGUUGGUCAUCUGUUUGGCCACUCCUUUCUUCACCAUUAUCAUCAUUCCUCUGGCCAUCAUCUACUUCUUUGUGCAGCGCUUCUAUGUAGCCACUUCAAGGCAGCUUCGUCGACUAGACUCGGUGUCCCGCUCUCCCAUAUACUCACAUUUCAGUGAGACUGUGUCAGGUCUGUCGGUGAUCAGAGCCUACGGCCAUCAGGACCGUUUCCUCAAACACAACGAAAUCACCAUUGAUGAAAACCUGAAGAGCGUCUACCCGUGGAUAGUGUCCAACAGAUGGUUGGCCAUCCGUCUGGAGUUUCUUGGAAACCUGGUGGUGUUUUUCUCCGCUCUGUUUGCAGUCAUUUCCAGAAAGACCCUGGACAGCGGUCUGGUCGGCCUCUCUAUAUCCUACGCCCUCAAUGUGACUCAGACCCUCAAUUGGUUGGUGAGGAUGACCUCAGAGCUUGAGACAAAUAUAGUUGCUGUGGAGAGGGUGAACGAGUACGCUGAGCUUGAGAACGAGGCUAAGUGGAUAAAUGAAACUCGGCCGCCGAAGAAGUGGCCAGAGGAUGGAAGAGUUCAGUUUGAGAACUUCAAGGUCCGCUACAGACCUGGAUUAGACCUGGUGCUGCAUGGAAUCACCUGCGAUAUCAAGAGCACUGAGAAGAUCGGAAUAGUCGGCCGCACAGGCGCUGGAAAAUCAAGCCUGACAAACUGCCUGUUCAGAACAAUCGAAGCUGCUGAAGGUCGAAUCCUUCUCGAUGAUAUUGACAUAUCCACAAUAGGCCUUCAUGACCUUCGAAACAGCCUGACUAUCAUUCCACAGGAUCCAGUGUUGUUCUCUGGGACACUUAGGAUGAACUUGGAUCCAUUUGACAGAUUCAGCGAUGAUGAGAUCUGGAGAGUGUUGGAGCUCUCCCAUCUGAAGGACUAUGUAGGAGGACUGCAGGAAGGACUGCAGCAUGAAGUGUCGGAGGGGGGAGAGAACCUCAGUGUUGGGCAGAGGCAGCUGCUUUGUCUGGCCCGAGCCCUGCUGAGGAAGUCUCGCAUCCUAAUCCUUGAUGAGGCGACAGCAGCCGUUGACCUGGAGACCGACGACUUGAUUCAAAAUACUAUCCGCAAAGAGUUUUCCCACUGCACAGUGCUCACCAUCGCCCAUCGACUGCACAGCAUCAUGGACAGCUCCAGGGUAAUGGUGCUUGAUGCCGGCAAAAUAGUGGAAUUUGAUUCUCCGAGCGCACUGCUUGCAAAACGAGGCCAUUUCUACUCCAUGGCAAAAGAUGCUGGGAUAACACAAAAUGAAAACACAGCUCUUUGAUUUUUUCACUUGUAAUUUUGGUUAUGUUCCAUACAUUUAUUCUGUUUUUUGAUUUCAAACAACUGGAUUGUACUUUGAAAUAAAGGCGUUUGUGAUAUUUGUAUUUAUAGGAAGAAUGUAAAGAAAUCAUAUUCUGUAGUAAAGGAUUUUUGUAAGAGUACAAUAAAUAUGCUUUCUCA
Notolabrus celidotus (New Zealand spotty) is the source of this 5433-nucleotide messenger RNA. RefSeq names its product ATP-binding cassette, sub-family C (CFTR/MRP), member 2 (gene abcc2). The coding region runs from base 551 to 5254 and encodes 1567 amino acids. Gene Ontology annotation, molecular function: ABC-type transporter activity; ATP binding; ATP hydrolysis activity. Gene Ontology annotation, biological process: transmembrane transport. Gene Ontology annotation, cellular component: apical plasma membrane. NCBI's taxonomy places the organism in Eukaryota, Metazoa, Chordata, Actinopteri, Labriformes, Labridae. The transcript is spliced from 32 exons. The record is from RefSeq and is a predicted model, not a curated record.